Molecule: messenger RNA, 1365 nt
Organism: Engraulis encrasicolus (European anchovy)
Lineage: Eukaryota; Metazoa; Chordata; Actinopteri; Clupeiformes; Engraulidae
Gene: slc35f4
Product: solute carrier family 35 member F4
Exons: 8
Coding region: 1-1365 (454 amino acids)
Source: RefSeq, a predicted model, not a curated record
AUGACGGAGAGCCAGGGCUGGAGCCUGCUGCACGCGCACUCAGCCAAGACGACCAUGAUCAAGCCUCCUCCGACCAGAGCGGCUCCGCCAAAGUCCUACAGCACCCAGGUGCUCAUCUGUCCCAUAGCAGAGGAACUGGAUCCCCCAGAGUCCCGUAAGGAGACGGCAGCACCUGGUUGUGAUUCCUAUGCAGAAGAAGGCCCAUCCCAUACCCAUCACACCGGCGGCUUACCAAAGACUGUGUUCAAAGUGCUGGGCGGCCUGCUGCUGGUGCUGUGUGUGUCCUCCUCCUGGGUGGGGACCACGCAGCUGGUGCAGCUCACCUACAAGUCUUUCCCCUGCCCCUUCUUCAUCUCCUGGUUCUGCUGUAACUGGAACAUCCUCUUCUUCCCGCUCUACUACUCCGGCUACAUGACCACUCCGCAGGAACGGCAGAAGCUGAUUAAAAAGUUCAGGGACUGCCAUUGUGUUUUUGGGAGUGAGCAGGGGACAAAGCUGAAGAUGUUUGUGAAAAGGACAGCACCUUUCUCCAUCCUCUGGACACUGACCAACUACCUUCAUCUCCUGGCCCUACACAAGCUGACGGCCACAGACGUGUCUGCUCUGUACUGCUGCCAUAAAGCCUUUGAGUUUCUGCUGUCGUGGAUGAUCCUCAAAGACCGCUUCAUGGGAAUAAGAAUUGUGGCUGCCAUAAUGUCCAUCAUUGGCAUAGUGAUAAUGGCGUAUGCAGAUGGCCUGAGGACAGACUCCAUCCUGGGGGUGACCCUCGCCGUGUGCUCUGCCUGCACAUUGGCCCUCUAUAAGGUGCUACUGAAGAAGUUUCUGGAUAACGGCCGGCUGGGCGAGGCGGCCCACCUCUUCUCCACGAUGGGGCUGUUUAACUUCCUCUUCGUGUCCGGCGUGCCCUUGGUGCUAUUCCUCACUCACGUGGAGCACUGGAGCUCCGCAGCGUUGACCUCACCACCCUGGGGUUACCUGUGUGGGAUUGCUAGCCUCUGGCUAGUGUUUAAUAUAUCUGCCAGUGUGGGGAUUUUUUUCACUUACCCCAUCCUCAUCUCCAUUGGCACCUUGCUCAGCGUGCCAGGCAAUGUAGCGGUGGAUGUGCUGAAGCACGAGGUGACGUUCAGCGUGGUGCGCCUGGUGGCCACGUGCUGCAUCUGCCUGGGCUUCCUCCUCAUGCUGCUGCCAGAGCAGUGGGACUCCCUGAUGCUCAGCUGCCUGGCCGCCCUCGCCGAGGACAAGACCAACACCACCAACAGGCCUCCCACUACUACUACUACUCACGGACAUGAACUAAAAGAGCGCAAUGUUGUCCACAUAUGUGACAGCAAAGCCAAUGGGGAUGUCCCGAAUGCCAUUACUUGA